UUGACCUCGAGUCGAUUCUUCCCUGCCGACCCUUCCCCCUCCGCCCAGUUCGCCCACGCAGCCAUGGCGACAGCAGCAGCAAACCAGAACGUCAUCCGAAGGAAACUCGUCAUUAUUGGUGACGGUGCUUGCGGCAAGACUAGUUUGCUUAGCGUUUUCACCCUUGGAUAUUUUCCUACCAUCCCGACCGUCUUCGAGAACUACGUCACCGAUUGUAGAGUAGAUGGGAAAUCAGUUCAGUUGGCGUUAUGGGAUACCGCAGGACAGGAGGACUACGAGAGGCUGCGUCCACUGGCGUACAGUAAAGCGCAUGUCAUCCUCAUCGGCUUCUCGGUCGACACUCCUGACUCACUCGACAACGUCAAGCACAAGUGGAUAGAGGAGGUGACUCGACUCUGCCCCGGAGUGCCCAUUAUCCUCGUCGGAUUGAAGAAAGAUCUGCGCGAGGAUCCCGUCGCCAUCGAGGAAAUGCGCAAGAAGUCCCUCCGCUUCGUCACCCAACAGGAGGGCGACCAGGCCGCCAAGGAGAUCAACGCGAAGAAGUACCUCGAGUGCUCGAGUCUGAGCGGCGAGGGUGUCGACGACGUUUUCGAGGCCGCUACGCGCGCCGCCCUCCUUACGUUUGAAAAGGGCGAAGGAGGCGGUUGCUGCGUUAUCCUCUGA
This is a messenger RNA of Colletotrichum karsti, 663 nucleotides long. RefSeq names its product GTP-binding protein rho2. Gene Ontology annotation, molecular function: GTP binding; GTPase activity. Gene Ontology annotation, biological process: small GTPase-mediated signal transduction. Lineage: Eukaryota; Fungi; Ascomycota; Sordariomycetes; Glomerellales; Glomerellaceae. The record is from RefSeq and is a predicted model, not a curated record. The transcript has 4 exons.